Messenger RNA from Zophobas morio, 2923 nucleotides. RefSeq lists its product as uncharacterized. The transcript has 2 exons. The coding region runs from base 923 to 2101 and encodes 392 amino acids. NCBI's taxonomy places the organism in Eukaryota, Metazoa, Arthropoda, Insecta, Coleoptera, Tenebrionidae. The record is from RefSeq and is a predicted model, not a curated record.
UGUAACGGACUGACAGAGAGGUUCAACAAAACACUCGCCGACAUGCUCGCCGUUUUCACAAGCACCAGCCAGAAAGACUGGUGCCAGUAUUUAACUCACGUAACGUUCGCCUACAAUACAGCUCGUCAAGAUACCACUCAGUUUUCUCCAUUCAUGCUUGUCUAUGCAAGAGAAGCAGUCUUACCUACGCAGGCAAAUCUUCUGCAGGAACCGCUGUCAAGCUACGUGUUUGAUAUUAGAGAAAAGGCAUUGGCCGUUAGGAACUGGGCUGUCGAAAAUAUUUAUAAAAAACAAAAUAUUGAUAAAGAAAGAUUCGACGAAAAACAUAGGCACGUUGAGUUCAUGCCUGGGGAAAAAAUAAAAAUAUUUACUCCUAUUAGAAAAGUGGGAAAGAGUGAAAAAUUAUUAUUAAAAUAUUUCGGUCCAUAUACGGUGAUAAGAAAAAUGGGGGAUGUGGAUUACGAGAUUAGAAAAGGCUCGAAAAAAGAAGUUGUACAUGUAAGUCGACUUUUAAAAUAUAAUGAUCCAUGGAGUCCACAGGUGAGUAGCGACAAAUAAACAAUGUUUUCAUUGAUCUACUUUUGCAUCCAUUAUAAUGAGAUAAUUUUGUCGAACUAUAUAAAAGCGUUGGGUGUUAGUUUUUAUUUUAAAUGUAUGCUUUGUUAACGGGGGUUUACGAGAACUUUUCAAACGUGUGAGCCUGCGUGUCGGAAAAAGACAAACAAAUAGUACAAUUUUUAAGUUAAGGUAAAACGAAUUCAAAAUAAAUGUAUUAACAUGGCUUUCCUACAGGCUGUUCGCUAUCUUACUAAUCAGUCAAAAUUCUUGCGUUGGAGGACAAAUAGAAGUGUCGGCAGGAGCAUUCUGGAGGCCCCUUGUGGAGACUUUGAAUUACGAGGCAACCAUACCAAUAAAGUAUACAAUGGCGUGGUUCAAACCACAAACAAACAGUAUGGGCACAUCAAAACAAUGUAGUGGCGAUCACAAUUGCGAGCUGGCGACCGCUAUGCACCAGUUAAUGGAAGCGGUUGACGGCGAGCUGGAACCACAAGAGUCGGAAGAAGGAUGGCAGCUUUUUGAAGAUCAACAGCACAGAGAAAAACGCAGCCUGGAUUUUCUAGGAGAGGGACUGGCUUGGUGUUGCGGCGUUGCAACACAACACAAACUAGACUCGCUGCACAUGGAAGAAAGGGCUUUACAGAAAAAACUUCGACAAUUGGAGAGGAGCCUAUCUGAAAAUAUCAAAACGCUAAGUCAAAAUUCUGUGGAAUUUAAAAAAUAUACAGAUCAGGUCGGGGAGGCUUUUAAAUCCACGGAGAGGAGGAUUAAAGAAAUGGAAAAAGCCAUCACAAAUUUUAGGAACAAGACGAGUGAAUGGGAAGGAUUUUUCGGUACUUUAAUAGAAAAUCAAUUUCAGAAUACUAGACGUAUCGUAACAAUGUGGCGCGCGUUGGAACAAAGGGACGUAAAACUGUCAUGUCGACAACACCAAAUACCAGAAAAGGUGUUGCGGCCCCAACUUUUUCAAGCGAACUUAAUGGAACUUCGAAAGGAAUUAAUCAAAGCAGGUCACGAUUUAGCUAUUGCUGUCACGGAUAUACACAGGUAUUAUCAGUUACCAAUAACAGAUUGUGUAAUUUCAGGAAAUAACAUAACACUGGUAGUACGAGUGCCCAUCGUACAACAGGGCAUUAGGUGGAGUUUGUUUGAGCUCAUAACUGCACCCUUCAGUUGGUACAAUCAGAGUUGCAGAAUAGAGUACAGCACCUUGUUUUUGGCGGUGGCAGAAGCUCCCUACACUAGACACCGGAGGCACAAUUUGUACCGACAAAUUUCUGGUUUGGGGUUGCAUCAGUGCAGGCCGCACUCCGACAAGCUGUGCUUUCUUCCUCGAUUCGGAGAGGAUAAACUUCAUGGGCCUACGUGUGCACGAAAAUUAUAUGAAGGGGCGACAGUGGAGGAAUUAAGUUAUCACUGCCCCAUGAAAUGUCACGCAUCGACAUCGCUUACCAUCACAGAAGUCGAGGAGGAUUUAUUUAUAAUAACAAAUUUAAAGGUUCUGGAACCGGGUCUGGCAACGGGAGACACCUACCAUACAUAAGGCGUUCUUGCUCGAGACAGAACCAGCAUGGGGGGAAAAAAAAAAAAGGCCCUGACAUCACUCUCGCAUACGACGCUCUCGUUCGAGAACCAAGCUUCUACGACGACGAGUUCUCCUUAAAGAAGACUCCAGUUAACAAGACUGGACUCAUAGUGGUUGAGUUUUGCCAAAAAGGAAAUGGUGGUGAACGGGACUUCGGCCAGUAAGCAGGGACGUUAAAAUAGCGCUCAUCAACUGCUGCAAUUAGUAAGAGAGUGCCGCUUGUCGCGAGAGAUUUUAAAAUAGUUGCUUCAAAAGAUAAAUACCUUAAAUCAAUUUUUGUCUUAUUCAAGUGUGUAAAAUGUUGGUAGGGUCUUCCUGGGUAUGUCGACCAGAAGAAUGUAAUUUUGUAUCGUUGAGUAUCUUUUUUAUUGUAGUAAAGUAGGAGUGAAGUCUAAUAUGAUUGUAUAUUUUAUAGGGUUGUGUUUGCAAAAUGGAUAAUUUGUGGCUAUGUACGUUGUAUGCAUUGUAUUAGUUAAGAGAUAUCUGUUUGUAAAACACUGGAGGUCCAGUGUUCCUUAAGGGGGGAGAUGUGUCACGGAACUGCUAGUUGCCCUAGUUAUGUAAAGAUUGCCUCAUGCCAUGCUUGUGGGAUGUCAGCAAAAACCUCUUUUUGCUGGCAUUACGGAAGCUUAGGUGGGGUGAGUGCGGACUGACGAAAGGGGCAGUCGGUACUAACUAGGGACAGGGAGAAGGUAAAGUGAGAGAAGUGAAGUGACGCACCGUGCCCCCUAAGGAUGGAAUUUGUAAUGUAAGUUGAAAUAUAUUUAGUUUAUAAAUGUA